UUAGGACACUCAUCAAUUAAAUCCGUUGGCUUCGACAAAAGCGAACUUAACGUCGUUUCCUUUUUAUCACCUUCUACAGAUCCCCACACCUCUCUCUCUCUCUCUCUCUCUCUCUACAACACCAUUCUCAUUACUCUAGGGCUCUCAACCACCACAGACAAAAUUGAAAUAGCAAUUUCAAAUGUGUGUGAUACAUUCAAUUUAAAUCAAAUCAAAUCAUCACCUAAUGUUCUAUCUCUAGGGUUUCAAUUUGGCUGUGUUUGAGGGAAGGUAGGUAAUCAGUGACCACUAUGGGUCUCUGCACUUCCAAACCCUCCCUUGAACCAAAAAAUAUCUCCGGUGAUCGUCAACCAGUGAAGAACAACAAUGGCACUACCCCGGCGAGGGACAGCUCAAAAUCGGUUCAUAAUGGCGAAAACCCCAAAAAUGAGGGAGAGAAGAAGAAGGAAGAAGUUGAGGUAGGUAAAAAAUCGCCCUUCUUUCCGUUUUACAGUCCGAGUCCUGCACACUACUUGUUCUCGAAGAAGUCUCCGGCGAGAUCUCCGGCGAAUGUGAGCUCGAACUCGACGCCGAAGCGGUUCAUCAAGCGGCCAUUUCCACCGCCGUCGCCUGCGAAGCAUAUUCGGGCGCUGUUGGCGAGGCGGCACGGCUCGGUGAAGCCGAAUGAGGCGGCGAUACCGGAGGGGAAUGAGGUGGAGGGCGGGGUCGCCGGAUUAGAUAAGAGUUUUGGGUUUUCUAAGCAUUUCGGGAACAAGUAUGAACUCGGAGACGAGGUGGGAAGGGGCCAUUUUGGGUACACUUGUAAGGCCAAGUUCAAGAAGGGUGAGCUUAAGCGACAAGAGGUUGCGGUCAAAGUCAUCCCAAAAGCAAAGAUGACCACUGCUAUAGCCAUUGAAGAUGUGAGACGUGAAGUAAAAAUAUUGAGAGCUUUGACAGGGCAUAACAACCUUGUACAAUUUUAUGAUGCAUAUGAAGACCAUGAUAACGUCUAUGUUGUGAUGGAGUUAUGUGAAGGUGGGGAGCUUUUGGAUAGAAUACUCUCAAGGGGUGGGAAAUACUCGGAAGAUGAUGCAAAAGUUGUCAUGGUACAAAUUUUGAAUGUUGUUGCAUUUUGCCAUCUCCAGGGUGUGGUACACCGGGAUCUUAAACCAGAGAAUUUCUUGUUUACGUCCAAGGAUGAAAACUCACAACUAAAGGCCAUUGAUUUUGGUUUGUCAGAUUUUGUGAAGCCAGACGAAAGGCUUAAUGACAUUGUGGGCAGCGCAUACUAUGUCGCCCCUGAAGUUUUACACAGAUCUUACAGUACGGAGGCUGAUGUAUGGAGUAUAGGUGUUAUAGCAUAUAUUCUGUUGUGUGGCAGCCGUCCAUUUUGGGCUAGAACUGAGUCUGGAAUAUUUAGGGCCGUUCUUAAAGCCGAUCCUUGUUUUGAUGAACCACCUUGGACUUCUCUGUCUUCCGAGGCAAAGGACUUUGUGAAACGCCUACUGAAUAAGGACCCGCGGAAAAGAAUGACUGCUGCUCAAGCCCUAAGUCAUCCAUGGAUUAAAAAUAAUGACGACAUAAAAGCACCCGUGGAUAUACUGAUUUUCAAACUCAUGAAGGUCUAUAUGCGUUCAUCUUCUCUUCGGAAAGCUGCUUUACGGGCUCUGUCUAAAACAUUGACAGUCGAUGAGUUAUCUUAUUUGAAGGAGCAGUUUGCCCUAUUGGAACCGAGCAAAAAUGGCACGAUAAGCUUGGAAAAUAUCAAAGCGGUCUUGAUGAGAAAUGCUACGGAUGCUAUGAAAGAAUCCUGUGUCCAUGAUUUUUUAGCAUCACUUAAUGCACUCCAAUACAGAAGGAUGGAUUUUGAGGAAUUCUGUGCUGCUUCAUUAAGUGUCCAUCAGCUUGAGGCUCUUGAUCGAUGGGAGCAACAUGCUCGUUGUGCCUAUGAACUUUUUGAGAAGGAUGGAAACAGGGCUAUUGUGAUUGAUGAACUGGCUUCGGAGCUAGGCCUUAGCCCAUCUGUCCCUGUUCAUGCCGUGCUGCAUGACUGGAUUAGGCACACGGAUGGAAAGCUGAGUUUCCUUGGGUUUGUCAAACUGUUGCAUGGUGUUUCUAGCAGGUCACUUACAAAGACUCGAUAAUACACGGUUGUCCAAAUUUCUUGUUACUUUGUGCUGCAACAGCCAAUAAAGAUGUGGGCAAGAGGUGUUGAUGACACUCCUCAGGCCUUCAUUUUUCCAGAGCUUUUCAUCAAGUUCAACUAUGGCAGCAAGGUUCAUAUUUUGGACUAGUAUCAGGUUCACGGCACAAGCUUGUCUGCACCAUUACCAUAGGGGCAGGAUUGGAUUUGCAAAUGUUGUGCUAUGUCAGUGAUGAAGCCCAUGCUCCUUUGCGUCCCACUGUAAAUUUGUAGUUAAAUUUGUGUAUGAUUGCAGGUGAGAACAUUUCUCAACUGGUUAUUGGACUUUUAUACCUGAUUUCCUGAUAUAUGAGACUGGUCUGGCCUGUCAGCAAUUGCCCUGUAUCAUCUGCUGUGUUUUGGUAUCUUUUAAUCAAAAGAGAUCUCUUACUCAA
Cornus florida is the source of this 2556-nucleotide messenger RNA. Its product is annotated as CDPK-related kinase 5-like. Lineage: Eukaryota; Viridiplantae; Streptophyta; Magnoliopsida; Cornales; Cornaceae. Gene Ontology annotation, molecular function: ATP binding; calcium-dependent protein serine/threonine kinase activity; calmodulin binding. The record is from RefSeq and is a predicted model, not a curated record. The coding region runs from base 291 to 2123 and encodes 610 amino acids. Gene Ontology annotation, biological process: intracellular signal transduction; protein autophosphorylation; peptidyl-serine phosphorylation. The transcript is spliced from 11 exons. Gene Ontology annotation, cellular component: cytoplasm; nucleus.